AUGGUUGUGGUUGGUGGAAAGGAAGCUGCAAAAAUCAAUCUAUUAGAUAGAGGUGGUGGUCGUCAUCAACAAGGAAGAUGUACGGAUGUUCUAGGUGGGAUUGUUGAGUUACGGGAAGGAGUUAACUCGGACGCUAGGUACGAUACUCGAUCACCUCUCUCUUCUCCCACUUUUGCGCCUCACCAGCUCGAAGUCCUGCUCCGCCUCACUGCUGUUGCCGCCUUACUCCGCUCACCGCUGCUGUCACUCCACAGCCCCCCUGCUCCGACGCCGCCUGCUGCCGCCUCUGAUUUGAAGAUUGAUCAAGAAAUCAGAAAAAUGAAGGAAGAAGAAGUGAACAGAUGUCAAAUCCAAGAAUGGUAUCCAAAAUUCAAAUCCACAACCAUCAAAACAAUAAUCCAUGAGCUCCCGGAAUCCUUCAUUCAUUAUCUCCUCGAUGAUUCUGGUCCUUUCCUCCUUCCGCUUUCCAUUUCCAAUUCCGACGCAUUGCCCAACAGAAUCCACAAUUCCGAAGACCAACAAGACUACAUUAUAUCCCAAGAACAAGAAUCUGAUGACGAAUCAGAACAACCACCACCACCACCUUCAUUCCCGGAAUUGGAAUCACAAAUCAACGAAUCAAUCAAAACACUCGGCGGUGCCAUCUUCCCUAAACUCAACUGGACCUCCCCUAAAGACUCUGCUUGGAUCAGCUCAACCGGGACCCUCAAAUGCACCUCAUUUACCGAAAUCGCCCUUUUGCUCAAAUCAUCCGAUUCAUUGGUCCACGAUCUUUGCCACGCUUAUGAUUUGUGUAACGACCGUAAUGCCCCUAGACCGGAUCGUUUCUUCCUCGCCCUUCGGAAAUGGUACCCGUCUCUCCACCCGGAAAUGGAAUUCCGUUGCUUCGUCCGGAAUCACACCCUGGUCGGAAUCUCGCAACGAGAAGUCACGGGGUUUUACCCGAUGCUGAUCGAAAAGAAACAUGAGUUGGAAACAGGAAUCAAGAAGUUUUAUAUUGAGAAUGUGAGUAUGAGAUUUGAGUCGGAAAGUUACACGUUUGAUGUGUAUGUGAGAACGGAUGGGGCGGUUAAGCUUUUGGAUUUUAACCCGUGGUGUGCGUUUACAUUGCCGUUGUUGUUUACAUGGCCGGAAUUGGAAUCGGAAUCGGAAUCGGAAUCGGUGAGAGGGGGAAUGGAAUUUAGAAUUGUGGAGAGUCAGUGUGGAGUGAGGCCGGGUUUGAAGACUGCGGUUCCAUAUGAUUAUUUGGAUACAAGUGAAGGAAGUGGUUGGGAUCAGUUUCUUAGAAAUGCUGAUGAUGAGUUGAGGCGACAAAUUAGGUCCGCUGGUGCCUAG
Messenger RNA from Lactuca saligna, 1335 nucleotides. The record is from the annotation of a GenBank genome assembly. Lineage: Eukaryota; Viridiplantae; Streptophyta; Magnoliopsida; Asterales; Asteraceae.